Acanthocheilonema viteae is the source of this 642-nucleotide messenger RNA. The record is from the annotation of a GenBank genome assembly. Lineage: Eukaryota; Metazoa; Nematoda; Chromadorea; Rhabditida; Onchocercidae.
AUGGCAUUCUGUGAUGAAUUGAGCUACGGGAUAGAGCCCAAUCAACCAAAGAAAGCAAUUGUCGAACAUUCUAUACGCUUAAGUUUUCACAAUGAUUUGCCGAAAAGUGAAGGGAGCGGCGAAUAUUCACACAAACCUACUGCCAAACAUCAUCCCAGAACUCCGUUUAUAAGUCCUGACCGGACACAAUCAGGAGUAAUUGGUUUAAAAGACUUGGUACCAUCCAAAAAACAUGCGCCAGAAUUAUAUCUUAAAGCGCAAACUGUUGGAAAAUCUGUGAUUGUUGGAAGUAAGAAAUUGACUGACGAUAAAACGCAAAUAUCUGCAUCGUCAGCGGAUUUUACACAGUUUUCUGUAGUAUCAGAAGGGAAUGACAAGCAGUCAUCAAAGACAUUAACAGAAUCAACAAUCAUUGAAAGCAAAAAGCAAACGAAGUCGAAAAAUGUAUCGGAAUAUGGUAAAGCACUACAAGAAGCUGUCACACAAAAUACAGUAAGCCAGGUAUUGAAUGCUGUACAAGAAAAGGAAAAGCAGCGGUCAGAAGUGGAGGAAUCGGCAAGUAUUGGAGAGAGUAUUGCUUCUAUCACGGAAGAUCCCAAACAGUCCGGCACAUCUUCUACACGAUCGAUACAACCAGGAUGA